Molecule: messenger RNA, 2106 nt
Organism: Lodderomyces margitis
Lineage: Eukaryota; Fungi; Ascomycota; Pichiomycetes; Serinales; Debaryomycetaceae
Gene: GYP8
Product: Gyp8p
Exons: 1
Coding region: 1-2106 (701 amino acids)
Biological process (GO): positive regulation of GTPase activity; endoplasmic reticulum to Golgi vesicle-mediated transport
Cellular component (GO): endoplasmic reticulum membrane
Molecular function (GO): GTPase activator activity
Source: RefSeq, a predicted model, not a curated record
AUGAGUCACUCAGAAGUAUCAGUUGAGUCGUAUUCAACGACACCCAAUGUAUCUUCUAGGUCGUCGUCGUCGUCUUCUUCUUCAAGUUCGCACCAUGACAACUGGGUACAUAUGGAUGGAGAAGCGGCAUUGAAAAGAUUACAAGGGCCGUUGGAGGAGUCAUUUAUACAGCAGCUAAGGCAAGACAGCAUGGAAGCAAUACAUCGGUCCAUAGAAAAGGAACAAGAAGAGGCGAUAUAUGAUGCAUUGGGAAUUGACGGUGACCUGAUUAAGGAUGUUGAUUCAACAAUAAAGAGUGAACAAGAAGAAAAUGAAAAUGAAAAGGAAGACCAAGAUCAAGAUGAAGGUGGAAAAGAUAGGGCUGAUACGUGGUGUCGAUACUUGGGGGUGACUUCAACAGAUACAGCUCCUUCUACGUCGUUAUUGUCAAGUCCUGCAUGCCCCACUGUUUCCACAUUUUCACCGGAAUCCUUGUUGGAGAAUUUGAACAGCAUUGAUCUACCACCGCAUAAGGAUGAAGAUCAAGUCAAAUUGGAUAUACAGCGAUCGUUUACAAUAUUGAAUCAUAUACAAUCGGUUGUUCAUAAUACUUCCAUACCGGCCAUGGCAUCGUCUUCUUCGUCUUCAGUGACAUCAUCGACUGAAAUAAGUGAACAAUUGGAAAAAGGUUCAUCAUUUGCAACCAUACUAAGUACGUCAGACAUUAAUUCAUUGAAAAAGAUUUUGUCAAAUUUGAUUAUAAAAGUGCUAAGGAAAUAUCCUAGUUUAAAUUAUUAUCAGGGUUAUCAUGAUAUUGCCAGUAUUAUCUUGCUCGUUUGUUACAAAGCCAAUCAUAAUGAACUAAUAGAAGAAGAUAUCAAUCAAGACUUGGCGUUUAAACUACUAGAAAAGUUGACAGUGCUCCACUUGAGAGACUUCAUGGUUACUGAUAUCAACUUGUCGGUUGAUCAUUUGCGGUUGAUACCAGCAAUAAUCGAAUCAGUUGAUAAGCAAUUGUUUCAAUUGAUUAAACAAACAUCAAGCUCUUAUCAAACACUAAAUGGACAUUUUGACUACAAAUUUUUCCAACCAUUAUCAUCUAUCUUGACAUUUUAUUCACAUGACUUGGCCAGUUUAUCACAUAUCUUGCACAUUUGGGAUAUGGUGUUGAAUAAUAAUACCGUGCUUAUAAAUAUUUACAUUUAUGCAUCGUCAAUAAUAACUUUGAAACCUAAAAUUUGGGAUGCAUUGAAAUUGGAUCCAGAGCAAGAGGAUUUUACCUUGAUUGAUUAUGAUUUAGUUCACACUCAUCUUUCGCCGACGAGACUAUUUGACGAGUUGACUGAUUCCAAUUUAACAAGAAUAUUAAACAAGGCAAAAGAAAUUUACGAGGCGUACCCCAUGGAAAAACUAGCCAACCAUGAUCAAACUUGGCACAAAUGGUUUAAUGAGUAUAACCAGCAUUCGGUUCUAAUGACUACGUCAUCGGCUACAUCCAACCAAAAUGGCGCCAAAUACAGCUUAUUAUUUUCAAGCGAAAAUGACUUGGCAGAGUUGAUACGUACUCAAGACGAUGAAAUCAGCAAGCAAGUUCUUGAUGAAUUACAACAACAACAACAAAUACUCAAACAACAAGAGGAGGAGGAACUAUUGCACAACUCACUUCUGUCUUCAUAUGAAGACGAGUCCGAUAUUGAAAGCUCCAAUCUAAACUCCCUUAGCUCAUCCUUAACUCUCAACACAUCUCAAUCGAUCCAUAAAUUCACAUCAUCACGAUUAUUUAAAUCAAUAUUCACAUCCUCUGAAGAAGACAGUACCAACGACGACGACAGAGAGAAGUCCACUAAAAGAAGGUCCUGGACGUGGGUUAAAUGGAGUAAUGUCUACAAGGUUUCCAUUACGGUGGGAAUCAUUGGUGUUUUCAUUCAUUUAAUAAUCACGAGGAAUUACGAUUAUAAGCAGAUUCUACUGGGUCAAGUGAUUAUCAAUGAAGUUAAGGAAAAUUUAGCCAAUGUUGGUUCAUUUAUUGGUAGGAUGUUUACUGGAACUACAACUACUAUCCCUCCGAGGAAUGUAUUUCAAGUUGGUACUGGAACGUUACAAAAUACAAUAUAUGGGUUUGAAUAG